GUUUAAACUGAGUAUAUGUAUGUUUACAACUUGCGAAAAUAAUAAUGAAAGAACAGAAAGUAAGUGGUGAAGUCUUCUCCCAAGUGGUGCCUCCAGAAAGAGACGACGAAUGAGGCAGGGGGAGGAGAGGAGGUGCAGGAAGGCGGUAGGAGGGAGAGAGCCCAUGCGAUUACUGGGAGGUCAGCGUUUUAUUGCAGGCGUCGGGGUCUACUGAUGGAAAGAAAAGAGGGAAUGAACGGGAGAGAUGCUGGUAAUUUCUUUAUAGAUGUGCAAAAUGGCGCAAGCAUAUACUACUCCCACUAGUCCCGAGCUCAGAAUAUGAAGACCUAACCAGAUGAUUUCAUUUAUUCUGUCUUAUUUUAUUUUAUUUAUUUUUGCGAGUUUCGGUUUUUGACGGAUCGUAUUAUUUUUAAAGAGAGUAAAUGGCUCCUAAGCUCAGUUUCCCAUGCUUUCUUGGAGUACUCAUAAGAGCUCUAGUGGGUGUAACUUCUGGACCAGAGCUCUCCUUCACUCUGGAGCCAAGUGACAUAAUCGCCGUGCAAGAGCAGCCCCUCAUGCUGCCAUGCCAGGUGGACGGCAUCCCGCCAAUCACCACUCUGUGGCGGCGGAAUGGCCGCUGGCUCACCGAGGACCAGAACUAUGCCAUGUUCACGAAUGGGUCUCUGUUGAUUGGCCACUUUCAGAAGACUAGGUCUGAUGACUCGUCGGAUGAGGGAGAUUACGAAUGCGUGGCCCAGAACUCCUAUGGGCUGGUUGUGAGCCGCAAGGCACGAGUACAAGCUGCCACAAUGGCUGAGUUCCACGUGCAGCCCCAGUCGGUGCAUGCAGAGGAGGCGGGGGUGGCCCGAUUCCAGUGCCAGAUCCACGGGCUUCCGGAACCUGUUAUCAGCUGGGAGAAGGACAACCAGCCUGUGGACACUGACAAUGAGAGGUAUACUCUGCUGCCUACAGGAGUCCUGCAGAUCACUGGGCUGCGCCCCGAGGACAGUGGCCUCUUCUGCUGCGUGGCCCACAACAGUGCUGGCGUCAAACGCAGCACAAUGGCCAGCCUCACCGUCUCAGGCUCCCAAUCUUCCGUUUACAAAGAGCCCACGAUCCUGGUGGGCCCUGAAAAUCUUACUCUCACCGUUCACCAGACGGCCAUUUUGGAAUGCGUUGCUACUGGAUACCCACGGCCAAUAGUCUCCUGGAGCAGACUGGAUGGGCGUCCAAUCGGAGUAGAGGGCAUCCAGGUGCUGGGAACUGGGAACCUGAUGAUCUCUGACGUCAGGGUGCAGCACUCCGGCAUCUACGUUUGCGCAGCUAACAAGCCAGGGACGCGCGUACGCAGAACUGCGCAGGGGCGGCUCGUGGUGCAAGCUCCAGCCGAGUUCAUCCAGCCUCCGCAGUCCAUCGCACGCCCGGUGGGCACCACGGCCAUCUUCUCCUGCCUGGCUCAGGGCGAGCCUCUGCCGCAGCUCACCUGGCUGAAGAAUGGCCAGGUGCUGGAGCCAGGAGGACAUGUCAAACUCAGGAACAACAACAGCACACUUAUCAUCUACGGGAUCAGCCAGGAAGACGAGGCCAUCUACCAGUGUAUCGCAGAGAACAACGCCGGCUCCACCCAAGCCAGUGCCCGGCUGACUGUACUGUGGGCGGGCGGCCUGCCGGGGGCACCUCGCUCACUCCGUGCUGAUGCUGUCUCCCCCACCGCCAUCCAGGUGUCGUGGCAGAGUCCCCAGCAGAACACUCAGGACAUCAUCGGAUACGUGCUGCACAUCCGCAAGACAGCAGACCCAGUAGAAAUGGAGUAUCAGGAAGCCGUGGGCAAGAGUACACUGCAGCAAGUAGUGAGCGAUUUGGAGCCCUCCACCAGCUACACCUUCUACGUGAAGGCCUACACCUCACGUGGUGCCAGCAAGCCGUCGGAGCCGGCUUUGGAGAACACGCUGGGGGAGGCACCGGCAGCUCCAUCUCUCCUCACCAGGCUGGUGAAUGCCACUACAGUGCAGGCCUCCUGGGAGCCCGCCGGCAAACUGGGCCAGCAUGAAGGCUUCAAGCUCUUUUACCGCAAGGUGCACUCUAACACGUUCUCCGGACCGCUCACCUUUGCCCGCAACGUCACCGAGUACAACAUCACACAGCUGGACCCAGCACUGGUUUACGAGGUGAAGGUGCAGGCCUUCAACCAACAUGGCGACAGCAACGCCACCGUGCGCUUCGUCUCCCUGAAGGAGGCUGCUGAGAGAUCAGUGCUGGGAACCCCAUGUAACUGUGUGAAGGACGACCAAAGCAAAAGCUCCUCCACUGCAAUCAUCAUCGGGAUUCACUUUGGGGUCACCUGCAUCAUCUUCUGCGUGCUGUUCCUCAUGUUUGGCUACAGGGGCAGGCUAAUGAUGUGCAAGUCACUGCGGGACCGGCUCUCCACAGCACAGGCUGGGCACCACGUGCCCACACAGCCAUCUCCCGCCUCCUCCCAGUCCCAGAGUACCCUAACUAUCAAUGGGAUCACUCACGCCAGAGGGGAGAGAAAUGGAGAUGCCGUGGGGAACAGACAAGGAGACAGCAGUGACUUAGAGAGGAUCUUCCCAAUGCCUUGUCAUGAAGGUGAUCUGAGCUGGACUCAUUUGACUGAGGGUUCUGUCACAUCCUGUCCAUUGGAUGAGACUCAGAUGUCCAGAGUGUCCUUGGAGGUCUUCAGGCUGGUUUCAGAGGGACAGACAGAGGGCAGGGCAUCCAUACAGAUGUAGGGAGGAGAAGAGUUGCCAAGUGAUCGAUGCUCUCACAAUCUGUGAGGUGUACUGCUUUGAUUCUUAUUCUCAGGUCAUCCUGUUUUCUUUUUUUACUUCUUUUCUGUGCAAAGAUUAACUAAAUUAAACCACUUUUAGAAAAGCCACUGCAAGAAGGACCUGUAGCCUGGGUUUUCUUGAGUGAUUACUGUCGGGUACUCUUUCAUUCCUCUCAAUCUUUAUUCAGUCCAUUUUAAUCAGCUGCCAGCAGCAAGUACAAUAAUGGUCCAGAGUAUUUUUUUAGUAUUUUUAGCUCACAUUUUUAUUACAGACUUUCAUGAAACAGUAUAUUGCAGUGUUCUUUUGCAGUUUGUGUUAACUCUUCAGUUCAAACAGACUCCUGGCCUGCGCCAGCCCGCCGGUGAUCACACAAACCCAGCCAUGAAAGACAUGCUGGGCCUUUUCCAGGGAUUCUUAUGUCUCAGGUUUUUUCAGUCAUAUCAAAGGUUUUGUUUAAUUCUUCAGCCUGCAUUCAGGUUGAUGACGAACCCCAGGAUGUGCAAAAUAAACCUACCUCAGACAGAAUGUAUUUUGGGUGGGAAACAUUGUGGACUUGUCUUCCCUUUUAAACAGUUCAUUUAGAGGUAAAGCAAUCUGUCAGAAAAAGGCUUUGUGCUAUCUUGGCUCUUAGAAAUAUUCACACACGUAAGAAUAAAAUAGAAAUCCAACAUAAAGCACUUCAAAACCUUGAAGUCAAUGUUCUACCUCAAGAUAAUGAUGUUGUUGUUGUCAUUAUUGUUAUUCUUUUCAUAAUGAAACAUUUACUUCUGUUGUGAGAUUCUGGCCUUCCUCCACUGUUAGUGCAGGAUUUGGUAGUACCUCAUGCAAAUGUACCAUAUGGCAUUGUUUAUAAAUUGUUUAUAAAUUGUGAAGUAUUUUUAUAGUGUUGCAUUCUUAGAUGUGUUGCUGUUUUUGCAUAGAUAUUUUACCUCAGUAGAAUAUAAUUUUAUUUUUAGUUGUGGUAGUUAAGUAUAAUGACUGUUAGAGAUGCACUGUACUGCCACUAAUAUCUUCAGGAUAUUUUUACAGAUAUCGUUGUGCCAGAAAUUUGAGGGGGAGGAGGGAAACAUUUAAAAUUUAUCAUGUCAAAACCAUGCAGAAAUCAUGUAUGUUACAAUUGCUAUAAUAUGUAUGAUGUCUUUAGAGAUAUAAGCACAGAUUCAUCACCACAUCAGAUUGGGGAUUGACAAUACUGAAUGUUAUAAAUUU
Paramormyrops kingsleyae is the source of this 3977-nucleotide messenger RNA. It is a transcript of the gene igdcc3, whose product is annotated as immunoglobulin superfamily, DCC subclass, member 3. Lineage: Eukaryota; Metazoa; Chordata; Actinopteri; Osteoglossiformes; Mormyridae. The record is from RefSeq and is a predicted model, not a curated record. Gene Ontology annotation, biological process: cell-cell adhesion. Gene Ontology annotation, molecular function: protein binding.